GGGGCUACCGGCUUUGGAGUUGAGGCCCUGGUCUGAGGCAGGAGUCCUGAGGUCACAGAGCACAGGACGUGCAGACUGGUGCCCGCCUGUUGUCAAGGUUCUCACAAACAUCAUGCCCCUGCAGAGGGAGGGCUGGACGCUGGAAGAAGACCCAGAAGAGGCCGAGGGCCUGGUUGAUGCACAGCUCUCUGGGGCUGAGGAUGAGGAGGAAACCCCAUCUCCCUCAUCCUCCUCCCCCUCCUCCUCCCUCUCCUCCUCCUCUCUCUCCUCCUCCUGCUCUUUCCUGUUAAUGAUCCCCGUGGAGGAGGGGUCGGCUGCUGGGUCCCUGAGUCCUCCCCAGAGCCCUCAGAGCGCUGGCCCCUCCCCUGCUGACAUGGCAGGUGCUCCAGAGAGCCAGUCUGAUGAGGAGCCCAGCAACCCGGAUGAGGAGGAAUCGAGCUCCUGGGGAGACCCAGCAGUGGCCGAGCCCUUGCUCCAAGACGCACUCAACAUGAAGUUGACCGACCUGCUGGCGUUCCUGCUCGUCAAAUAUCGCACCAAGCAGCCGACCACGCAGGCAGAGAUGCUGACAGUGGUCAGCCCAGAUGUCCAGGACCAGUUCCCUGUGAUCUUCCACCAAGCCUGCCAGUACCUGCUGCUGGUCUUUGGCGUUGAUGUGAAGGAAGUGGACCCCGGCGAGCACUCCUACGUCCUGGACACCAUCCUCGGCCUGACCUGUGGUGGGAUGCUACGUGGUAAGCAGGCCAUGCCCACGACCAGCCUCCUGGUGGUGGUCCUGGGAGUGAUCCUCCUGGAGGACGAAUGUGCCCCUGAGGAGGAGGUGUGGAAAGUGCUGGGGGUCCUGGGGGUGUAUGAUGGCAGGGAGCACAUAUUCUAUGGGGACCCCAGGGAGCUGCUCACCGAGGUCUGGGUGCAGGAAGGGUACCUGGAGUACCGGCAGGUGCCCGGCAGCGAGCCCGCACGCUACGAGUUCCUGUGGGGUCCCAGGGCCCACGCGGAGACCAGCAGCGUGCACGUGCUGCAGCAUAUCCUCAUGAGGCCUGCAGAGGUGCUGCGGCUCCUCCGGAGAUCCCUGCGGGAGCACUGCGGGAGGCACCUUGCUUGGACUCCAGCACAGGGGCAGCCCUCUGAGAGCCGCCCCCACGGGGGGCCCUGGGACCCCGGGGCAGGGCCUGUCGGGCUGAGCCCCUCCGCAUUUCCAGUCCCCUGGUCUCAGCGAGGGGAGGCCUGGGUGUGA
Hyaena hyaena (striped hyena) is the source of this 1237-nucleotide messenger RNA. RefSeq names its product melanoma-associated antigen 9-like. Gene Ontology annotation, biological process: negative regulation of transcription by RNA polymerase II. The coding region runs from base 113 to 1237 and encodes 374 amino acids. NCBI's taxonomy places the organism in Eukaryota, Metazoa, Chordata, Mammalia, Carnivora, Hyaenidae. The record is from RefSeq and is a predicted model, not a curated record. Gene Ontology annotation, cellular component: nucleus. The transcript has 3 exons.